Podarcis raffonei (Aeolian wall lizard) is the source of this 1313-nucleotide messenger RNA. RefSeq names its product family with sequence similarity 221 member A (gene FAM221A). The coding region runs from base 142 to 1044 and encodes 300 amino acids. The record is from RefSeq and is a predicted model, not a curated record. Lineage: Eukaryota; Metazoa; Chordata; Lepidosauria; Squamata; Lacertidae. The transcript is spliced from 7 exons.
CUCCCGGUGGCGGGGAAGGGAAAGGGAAGGGCCGCCUCUUUGUCUCCCGCGAGGCCCUUCAGUCCUCGCCGCCGCGUGUCUCCCUCUUUCGGUAGGGAAAUCCGGCCGCGGGGACGGCUCACCCCGGCGCCGGCCCCGGCCAUGGAGCGGCUGACUUUGCAACCGGGGGCCGCCGCGGCCAUAGACGAAUACCUGGAAUACAAGAGAAUUGUAGGCGAAGAUGAUGGAGGGAAACUUUUUACUCCGGAAGAAUAUGAAAAGUACAAGAAAAAAAUGUUACCUAUACGGUUACAAAACAGGCUGUUUGUGAGCUGGAGAUCACCAACUGGCAUGGACUGCAAACUUGUGGGCCCCGAAACCCCAUGUUUUUGUACACACAGGUAUAAACAACACAAAACAGACUUUGAAGAGAUCCCAAAGGAACGUCCUAUUUCUUUACCCUGUAGGGUGGGCCAUUGCCCAUGCAAAUCUUAUAACUUCAUUCCUCUCAAUGGGACUCAGCCCAUCCGCUGUAGAUGUAAGCACUUUGCUGAUCAGCACAGUGCAGCACCUGGGUUUCCAUGCAACACAUGUUCCAAAUGUUCAGGGUUUCACAGUUGCUUUACUUGUGGAUGUGGGCAGCCAACAUAUGCUCAUGAAACAGUAGUGGAAACAAAAGAGGAACGUUUAACCCAAGGAAAACCAGUGGGGCAAGAUGUCCCAUAUGCUGCCAUGGGAGGACUAACUGGCUUUAGUUCACUAGCAGAAGGAUACAUGAGACUUGAUGACAGUGGGAUAGGAGCACCUUCCAUUGAGUUCCUAGAAUCUCCUGUAACCAACAUGGAUCACCCCUUCCUAAGAGCAUUGCAGGGACCUUCUAGUUCCACGCAAGGACGUCCCCAGUUAACAGAUGGAGGUGCAAGUACAGCAAUGCAAGUUGCCUCUUUAAGAAAACCUGACGAAGAUGACAUGGCUUAUUUUGAAAGACAGUAUCAGGAACGGUUGAAGCAAGAAAAGGCUGCUGCAAAACAGAAAGGAAAGCGUCCAGUGACAAAAAAUUCAUGAUAACCAAUAAAACAAAAGAAUACAUUUUUUAUUCAUUGUGAUUUAUUAGUGUUUAGAUACGUUUUCUUUAAUGAAUUCAGUAUGUGAAGAUUUUUCUAUAAGAUAAUAUGUGGUAGUACAUCUAUUUCUUUCUAGACAUGGAAGCAAAAAUAAUGUCAUCCAGCUAGAUAGAAUAUGCCAAGGACAAUGGUUUUCUCACUCACAUGUUAAGCAUCAGCAAAACAUGUUUGAAUACAGAGAUCAAAUAAUAAAAUUAUAUCCCUGUUCUU